CCCGGAUGUGGCUGCGGCGGCCGCUCCUCCCCCGCGUCCCCCUCGGAGCCCGGCGGCGCGCCCCGGCCUCGCUCGCUCGGCGCCCCGCAGGCCCCUCGGGCGGCGCGGAGGCCGCGCGGCAGCGGAGCGGGUGGCCGCCAUGAGCGGCUCCUCGGGCACCCCGUACCUGGGCAGCAAGAUCAGCCUCAUCUCCAAGGCGCAGAUCCGCUACGAGGGCAUCCUCUACACCAUCGACACCGACAAUUCGACCGUGGCGCUCGCCAAAGUGAGGUCCUUUGGGACCGAAGAUCGGCCCACGGACCGGCCUGCGCCCCCGAGAGAGGAGGUUUAUGAAUACAUCAUCUUCCGGGGAAGUGACAUCAAGGACAUCACCGUGUGUGAACCUCCGAAGGCCCAGCACACGCUCCCUCAGGAUCCUGCCAUCGUUCAAUCCUCCCUGGGCUCAGCCUCCGCCUCGCCCUUCCAGUCGCACGUGCCUUACAGCCCCUUCCGCGGGAUGCCGCCCUACGGCCAGCUGGCAGCUAGCUCCCUGCUCAGCCAGCAGUACGCUGCCUCCUUAGGUCUCGAGAAGCUGGUAAGCCCUCCAGCCUCAGCCGCUGCUUCCAGCCCUGGCUCUUCUCCAUCCCCACAGCCUGUCUCAGAGCUUGACAUGUCCUCAGAGCCACCUCAGCUCGCUUCCAAGGGAGCUGCUGUUCCCUCUCUCCCAGCCGGCAAGAGCCCGAUGGUGGAGCAGGCUGUCCAGACGGGUUCUGCAGAUAACCUGAGCGUGAAGAAGCUGGUCCCCGGCAAGGGCCCCUCGGGGACUCAGCUGGGCAGUCGCCAGGUCCAGGCAAGCAGCAAGACUGUGAACGAGGUCACCCAGCCAGCAGCGGUGGUGCAAGCCCAGGGGCAGGUGAAUGAUGAGAACAGACGGCCUCAGCGGAGGCGCUCAGGGAACCGGAGGGCAAGGAAUCGCUCCCGAGGGCAAAGCCGCCCGGCCACGGCCAAGGAGAAUACCAUCAAGUUUGAGGGCGACUUUGACUUCGAGAGUGCCAAUGCCCAGUUCAACAGAGAGGAGCUUGACAAAGAGUUCAAGAAGAGGCUGAAUUUCAAAGACGACAACGCAGAGAAGGGGGAUGACAAGGACCCGGCUGUGGUGACCCAGAGAGAGGAGCCUCCUGCUGAGGAAGACCUCCUGGGCCCCAACUGCUACUAUGACAAGUCCAAGUCCUUCUUCGACAACAUCUCCUCUGAGCUCAAGACGAGUUCCAGGCGGACGACGUGGGCUGAGGAGCGGAAGCUCAACACAGAGACCUUCGGGGUGUCGGGGAGGUUUCUUCGAGGCCGCAGCUCCCGCGGUGGGUUCCGAGGAGGCAGGGGCAACGGGACCCCCCGUCGCAACCCAACUUCACACAGGGCUGGCACUGGCCGGGUGUGAGGGCACAGCCUGGGGUUCCUGACGUGUGGGACAGUGGAUGCCACAGCAGCUGCUGCACUAGGGGAGAAGUGGGUUGCCUUGUUGACCGAGCUGGCAGGCCCUCGCUGCUUAGGUUUUGGGUUGAAGUAGCCUUGGACAUGUCUGAGUCCGAGCUGCUGUUCUGGGGACACAUUCCUGGUGACCUCCGGGAGGUGUGCACCUGCGUUUCCUUUUGAGUUGGCAUUCUCCUCCUAAGGUUUUGAUAUUACACUCCUCACUUUGUAACUUUUUUUAUGGUAACUCUGACUUUAAAAGUGGAACCACAUCUCAUGUGGCACGUGAGCCGGCCAGGCGCGGGCAUCUCUGCCCCCCGCUGUCUCAGGAGCCAAGCAGGGCCAGUCCAAGGUGGGCAUGUGGGAGGGUGGCUGUAGGUGGGGAAGGGCAGCGUCCCACAGAUCAUGUUGGAGAAGGGAACUGGCCUCCCUGUAUGUCCUGGUGAUGGCCAGGCUGUGGG
Ochotona princeps (American pika) is the source of this 1910-nucleotide messenger RNA. RefSeq names its product LSM family member 14B (gene LSM14B). The coding region runs from base 140 to 1417 and encodes 425 amino acids. The record is from RefSeq and is a predicted model, not a curated record. NCBI's taxonomy places the organism in Eukaryota, Metazoa, Chordata, Mammalia, Lagomorpha, Ochotonidae. Gene Ontology annotation, molecular function: mRNA binding. The transcript is spliced from 10 exons.